AAGGUCUGCACUCCGCUACAGGAUCCUCCGGUCGAGGCCACGGGCACGGGUAAGGGGACAUGAACAAAUCCACGGAGUCAGCCAGUCCCAUGAACAAAUCCACGGAGUCAGCCAGUCAGAGGAGGCUCUGAGCUCUGUUUCUCUCUGUCUCUCUGCAAUUGAUCCCUGUUUUUCCCUCCAAAAAAGAACCGCUGAAACCGGGUAACCAGCAGCAGGAAAAAACGCUCCACCGGAAGAUGGGAUGCGCGGCGUCGAAGCUGGACAACGAGGACGCCGUGAGGCGGUGUAAGGACCGCCGGCGCCUGAUGAAGGACGCUGUCUACUCCCGCCACCACCUCGCCGCUGCCCACUCCGACUACUGCCGCUCCCUCCGCGUCACCGGCUCCGCCCUCUCCUCCUUCGCCGCAGGUGAACCCCUCUCCGUCUCCGCCCAUACCCCCGCCGUCCUCCUCCGCACCCCCGCCUCCUCCCUCUCCCGCUCCACCACCAACAGAACCACUCCUCCUCCGCCUCCGCCUCCGCCUCCGCCUCCCCACUUCUCUCCCUCGCCUUCUCCCCCCGCCGUCGCCACCUCCAAACUCCCUCACAUCCUCUCGGCCUCCGGCAACGCCGUCAACUCCCGUCGCCACCACAGGAAACAACCAAUCAAGCUCCCUCAUAUUCUCUCUGACUCAAGCCCCUCACGUUCUUCCCUCAAAAGCCAUAACCACGCCCCAAACUACGCACACAGCGCGAAUCCCAAUUCUACCACUACUUCUCAGACAUCAUCGGUUUGGAAUUGGGAAAACUACCGCCCUCCGUCGCCUCCCGAUUCCGAAUUCUUCCAACGGCGGAGCAAUCACGCAGGAGACGAAAAUGCCCACUCAACCUACUCUAAUUACGAAAAUCCCUUCCACAAACACUACCAUAAUCCCCACCCCGAAGACGACGACGACGAUAAAACCUCGACUUAUUCUAAUUACAGAAAUCAGCAUCAUCAAAAGCACCACAUUGAUGACGACUACGAUAAAACCUCAACGUAUUCUACUAGUACUAGCAGAAGUCAGCACCAUAAAAACCACAAUGAAGAGGAGACAGAGAGAGAGGAGGUUCGGUACAGCGAAUGGGAGGACCGGUACAGCACGACAAGCUCCUCCUCCGAAGGGGAAAGAGAUGGAGAUUCCAGAACCGAGGUUGGAACGCAGUCGAAUUUCGGAUCGUCGUUUCGCACCGAAGCGCAACCUCCCCGUGCGCCGGCGGCGAAGUAUUCGGCUGAUAAGUCUGACGGCGCCGGUUCUUCCGCCAGCUGGAACGCGGACGGAAAGGGUGGCAGCGGCGACAUGACGAUCGUGGUCCGGCACCGAGACCUGGCGGAGAUCGUUGAGGCGAUCAAGGAGUAUUUCGACAAGGCGGCUUCGGCCGGCGAGAAAGUGUCGGAAAUGCUUGAGACCGGUCGUGCUCAGUUGGACCGGAGUUUCAGUCAACUGAAGAAGACGGUGUAUCAUUCGGGUGGGGUUUUCAGUAAUUUGAGCUCGAGCUGGACUUCAAAGCCGCCGUUGGCGGUUAAGUAUCGGUUUGAACCGGGUUCAAUCGAUGAGUCGGGUGGUACGAAGAGUCUCUGUUCGACUUUGGAACGGCUGUUGGCUUGGGAGAAGAAACUCUAUGAAGAAGUGAAGGCUAGAGAGGGUGUGAAAAUUGAGCAUGAGAACAAGUUGGCAGCGCUACAAAGUCAGGAGUACAGAGGGGGCGGGGAAGCGAAGUUGGACAAGACGAAGGCUUCAAUAAAGAGCCUACAGUCCCUAAUUGUGGUCACCUCUCAGGCCGUUUCCACCACCACCUCUGCCAUCAUUGGUCAAAGAGACUCUGAACUUGUCCCGCAGCUGGUAGAGCUUUGUCACGGAUUCAUGUACAUGUGGAGAUCGAUGAACGAGUUCCAUGAAGUCCAGAACCACAUCGUGCAGCAAGUCCGUGGACUAGUAAACAGAUCAACCAAGGGUGAGUCCACCUCGGAUCUCCAUCGCCAGUCAACCCGUGACCUCGAAUCGGCCGUCUCUGCCUGGCACUCCAGCUUCUGUCGCCUAAUCAAAUUCCAGCGGGAUUUCAUCUGCUCCCUCCACGCCUGGUUCAAACUAACCCUCCUCCCUCUCAACACCGAACCGCCCCACCCCACCCCUGUCUCUUCCGAGAUAUUUGCCUUCUUUGAUGAAUGGAAGCUCUCCCACGACCGUCUCCCAGACACAGUCGCAUCCGAAGCCAUCAAAAGCUUCAUCAAUGUUGUCCAUUCGAUAUCUCUUAGACAAACAGAAGAGCUCAAGAUCAAGAAAAGGACCGAUUCCGCAGCCAAAGAACUUGAGAAGAAAUCUUUAGCUCUGAGGAGCAUAGAAAAUAAGUACUACCAUUCGUAUUCAAUGGUUGGGAUUGGGCUACCAGAUUCUAGACCCGAUAACAGUGGUCACGCGUUGGACGCGCGGGACCCACUCGCGGAGAAGAAAUUUGAACUCGCGGCCUGCCAGAGGAGAGUGGAAGAGGAGAUGUUUAGGCACUCGAAGGCGGUGGAGGUGACGAGAGCGAUGACGCUGAAUAACAUUCAGACGGGUUUGCCAGGGGUCUUUCAGGCUAUGACCAGCUUUUCUGGCUUGAUUAUGGAGGCACUCGAGACGGUUUGCAACCGAUCUUAUGCUAUUAAAUAGAUAAGCACUUGGUAACGUUGGUUGAUAAUAGUGAUUUUCCCCACUUUUUGUGUUUCAUUUUGAGCAAGGUGGAGAUAGUAAGGGCUGGGACUUUUAAGCAGUGGGCUCUUCUUCUUUUUUGUUGAUUUUUACCCCUUUGGUUUUGAUGUGUAAAUAAGAAUUUGCAGUUUUGUCGUCCUUUUUUUGGUAGUGGAGUGAAAGGGCAGGGAUGGGAGUGUUUCUGUACAGGAAAUUUCAUGGAUUAUUGUAUCAGAUGAGGUUCACUUUUUC
This is a messenger RNA of Rhododendron vialii, 2939 nucleotides long. Its product is annotated as nitrate regulatory gene2 protein-like. The transcript has 4 exons. NCBI's taxonomy places the organism in Eukaryota, Viridiplantae, Streptophyta, Magnoliopsida, Ericales, Ericaceae. The record is from RefSeq and is a predicted model, not a curated record. Bases 237 to 2669 code for a protein of 810 amino acids.